Haemonchus placei is the source of this 765-nucleotide messenger RNA. The record is from the annotation of a GenBank genome assembly. Lineage: Eukaryota; Metazoa; Nematoda; Chromadorea; Rhabditida; Trichostrongylidae.
GAAUCUAGUCCUGAUCUUGAAGUGUAUGCCCAAAUCAAUACUAUUCAAUGCCAAAACGAAAAUUUCACUCCUUCAGGGUCAUCAAUGAACUAUUACACGUUUUAUGAGACUCCAGGCAACAAUUUGAAUAGUACUAUUGUGAUAAAUCUUGCCUUGGCUAGUUGGAUGGAAGAGAUCUUGAACACAAAUUUUGGCAGCCAGGUUACGUAUACGAAUCAAACCCUGCAGGAGUUCGCAAAUAUGAUCUACUACAAAUCAACAAAAGCUGGAUGCGCAUAUCAGAAAUGUAAUCAGCCAGCGCCUCCAAGGGCUGUUGUAGCUUGCAUAUUCAAUUCUGCAGCAGCAAGUGUGUUUGCUGGAGAGCGAGUUGUUUUGUUCGGUUCUGCUUCAAUCAGAAAGCUUUGCCAAUACAAUGUGUACGAAUUUUUUAAGCAACCUAUUAGAGAAAAGGUAGCGAAAGGUGACCUGUCCACGUCGUAUGGACCUUUACCAUCGUCUUUGCAGAUGUUCCAAGUGAUGAUCUACUACAAGUCAACAAAAGCUGGAUGCGCAUAUCAGGAAUGUAAUCAGCCAGCGCCACCAAGGGCCGUUGUAGCCUGCAUAUUCAAUUCUGCGCCGCAGCUGGGCAAACCGAUUUACCCAGGUACUCAAGGAGUAAAUGGAUGCAAUAAGGAUAGUGAUUGUAGCGCAGUAAUUUCCGGUACCACCUGUGGGCCAAAAGGUCUUUGUGGUUACAGUUUCAGUAAGUCUUUCUCAUCGAAAUAG